AUCUUUAGUAUGGUUUUUCUCAUAUAUGAAUAUGCAUUUCAGUAUGCUUUUUCUCAUAUAUUGUUCCUAUUGCUUCCUCUUUAGUAAUUGGGAAAGUGGAGCUUCUUCUUUUGCACAUGUCCAAUGUAAACUGAAUUGGACAUUUUUAUUUUUGAAACAAAGGAAUAUAAUAAUUUGAAGCUCAGACACGUAGAAAACUGAAUUUUAUUUUCAUGUAAAUUGAAAUUGUUUACAAUAUACUGAAUUAGAAGCAGUAAAACAGAUUUUAAACUAUUAGAUCACAAUUAUUGAUAAGUUAGUUUGAAUAUUAAUUGUAUAAAUUUAUUUCAGUCUUGUUUACACAAUUCAAAUCAUAUAAAAUUAACAUGCUAGAUUCUUCUUUCUUGCCUUUUUAUCAUUUAGAAAUAUUAUCGACAAAUUAAUUUCAAACAGGUUUGGAACGUUUUUAAGUUUGAUGUAAUUUCCAAAUUGUUCGUUCCAGCAACGGUAGUGGAACACCGCACGGAAGCCACGUGGAUUGAUGUUAGGAUCUGUUUGAAAUUAUGGGGUAAAUUUGCAAUAAUGAAAACUAUAUGUUGUUUUUUUUUGUUUUUUUUUUUUGAUCAAAACUAUAUGUUGUUAUUUUCUAUAAAUUUGUGUAUACUUUUUCCCCAAGUCCCGGACCUUCUCAAACCUUCCUUCCUCUACUAGUUACAACUAACUGACAUUCCCCAAACUCAAAACAAGUAUUCGAUCGCUGAAGAAAAAGCUCUUACAACCGGAGGAAUAGUGACUUUCAAUUUAUAUUGCUCAGUUGUUGAAACCGGUAUUAGACUUUCUCUUCUCAUAUGUUUCAGAAAGAGAGAGAUCAAAUAUUAUGCGGCCUUUUCCUGCUCCUAUAGACAAGCUCAAACCAAUAUUUUCGGUUUCAAGAUCACACGGUAAAGUAGUGAGAACCAUUAUACCCAAGAAACUUGAGAACGUGAACAAUAGCGAAAGAGAGACAAUGAAGAAGACUGAGGAAACAGUAGACCCAGUGGUUGCGUUCAGUAAACCACCACCGUUUACACCAUUUGUCGGUCCAUUGCUCGUGUAUUCGCUUCUUCAAUCAUGGUUUAGCGGCGAUGAAGACGGCUAGUUACAUCUUGGAAUAUAUUUAUGUAAUUAUGUAUUAUAUGAGAUGUCUGCA
Molecule: messenger RNA, 1168 nt
Organism: Brassica rapa (field mustard)
Lineage: Eukaryota; Viridiplantae; Streptophyta; Magnoliopsida; Brassicales; Brassicaceae
Source: RefSeq, a predicted model, not a curated record